CUCGGCGGCUUUUAAAAGAUCCCCCACCUUUCUAAACUUCUUGACAAAACGCGCCCCAAAAGGAAACAUCCGGAUAUGCUGCAAAUAAACAUGCCGAACCCAUCUUCUUUUAGCCUCACUCGGCUGAACCCAAUGUUUAGAGAUCAACGGGAGACCCCCAAAGACAACAAUGUCUAUGUUCGGAUCGUGGCUGAUUCUGCUCCUAUUCUCGCUCGAGCACCGAUGGUGGGAGGCGGUGAGGUCGCGAACCGCCAGCUUUUCGAGCUAGGAGGCGUCCAGUCCAAAAAAGUAUUUAAGAAAGCCACGUGCGGGCUCAUCCCCUUGAUUCUACAGUCUCUCCGAUCCUUUCGCAUACCCAGUAGCGACACACUACUACUCUUCAUACUACCAUCAUGCUUUGCAAGCCUCUCCUCCUCGUUUCGGCGACCAUUGUCGCCCUGAGCGGCCGUACCGAGGCACAAAUCGACACGGUCCUCGGACCCGUUUCCAAUACUCUCUUGGGGCCAACUCCUUUCAAUGCCUGGAUUCCCGAACUUCUUGUCGACACCGGCAUUGGUCGUCUGAUGGUCGCGAAAGUCGGCCAGGAGAAUUGCAAACGUUGGGCAAGCGGUCCGGUCGGUGAAGAUGGAUCGAAGCCAGUCAUGGUUGAGGACAUUGUAAUGCAUCGCCCCACCAAGACGGCCUUCCUGGGAUCAGAUCCCUAUCGCAUUCGACCAAACAAAACGGCCGGGUGGAUGCCAGGGAUGGCGUUCCUGGAUGCGGAGUACGGCAAGCAAGGGAACGGAGCGAUCUUCACGUACCUCUACGCCAAGGAUACCGCCGGGACCGGCGAGCAAGGCUUGACGAAGCUCACCAUCACCCCGCCUCUUCCGUCGUUCCACCCCCACGGCAUGAAAAUCCUCCCCAAGGUCGACAGCACCGCCAUUCGUUUGUUCGUCGUGAACCAUCGGGCUCAGACCCCUUACAACCCCGACAGCCUUUACUCGGUCGUCGAGGUUUUGGAAUACGAUCCGAAGGUGUCCACCACGACCCUCAAGCACAUCAAGACCAUAGAAGAUCCCUUGAUCUUCACGCCCAACAACGUGGCGCCUACCUCCGCCACGUCCUUUUACGUGUCCAACGACCACGGCAACCGCGCCGGUGCCGCCCGUAGUCUGGAGGAGUACGGCCAGUUGCCUCUUUCGUGGAUCUCCUACUGCGAUUUCUCCACCGGCACCGUCAAGUGCAUCAAAGCCUUUGAGGGCAUGCGCGGCGCAAAUGGAAUGAACACAGAUGGCAAGAUUAUCUACGCGAACGAAGCCACUGGGGGGGACGUUGUUGCUUUCGAGCAGAACGCUGAUCACACUUUGUCGGUCCACAAGCGAUACAAUCUGGACUACAUCCCGGACAAUCUCUCCUAUGAUCCCGACACAAAGAACCUCACCCCAGCUGGCCACCCCAAUGCCUUUACCUUCCAAGACUACGCUGCUGGGAAGAAGUCCAUCGCUCCCUCGUGGGUAGAUGUCAUCCGCCCCGAUGGCACCACCAAGCGUAUUUGGUCGGACGAUGGCAACCUUGUGUCUGGGUCCACCGUCUUCGAGGUGGACAGCAAGCAGAAUGUCGCCCUCGUUUCUGGGGUGUUUGAAACGCACGGUGUCGUUCGCUGCACCGUGCCCAAGGGAUUUUUGGGUUAGAUACCAGUCGUAGAUACUAGAGUUUAGCAGCCUAGGUCCCGUUGCCCGCUUUGUUGCAUCUUCUGACCUUUUAGAGGAAUACAAUUGGCUGCUUUAUUCUCUACGCUGGCUCUUAUCAAUCCGCCAGAGAAACUGGGG
Molecule: messenger RNA, 1811 nt
Organism: Fimicolochytrium jonesii
Lineage: Eukaryota; Fungi; Chytridiomycota; Chytridiomycetes; Spizellomycetales; Powellomycetaceae
Exons: 1
Coding region: 393-1673 (426 amino acids)
Source: RefSeq, a predicted model, not a curated record